Molecule: messenger RNA, 3447 nt
Organism: Achroia grisella
Lineage: Eukaryota; Metazoa; Arthropoda; Insecta; Lepidoptera; Pyralidae
Gene: POSH
Product: E3 ubiquitin-protein ligase SH3RF1
Exons: 17
Coding region: 132-3209 (1025 amino acids)
Molecular function (GO): protein binding; metal ion binding
Source: RefSeq, a predicted model, not a curated record
UUUGGAAGUGAAGUGACCAAACGGGGUGGUGUGGUAUCCUGGCGAAAGGAUAUUGUUUCGUUUAAUCGUGCAAUAAUGAACAGGCUUCCCGCUAACAUCGUUUCAAUUUAAAACAUUGGGUCCCUAGCGGGAUGGAUGAGGGGUUACUCAACGAUCUACUAGAGUGCUCCGUGUGCCUGGAGCGGCUGGACACCUCCUCCAGGGUCCUGCCGUGCCAGCACACAUUCUGUCUCAAGUGUCUAAAGGUCAUAGUAGAGUCGCACAAAGAGCUAAGAUGUCCGGAAUGCAGAAUCCUGGUCGACGUGAAGGUGGAGGAGCUACCGCCCAACGUGCUCCUCAUGAGGAUCCUCGAGGGCAUGAAGAAUGCGCCCCGGAAGAGUGGUCCCAGCCAGCGGGGUCAGCGAGCUGGACAUUUGCAGACUCAAAUUCAGCAAGGUGGUCAAGUGGCCCGCACUGACGGCAAGCAACUUCCUCCACACGGUCGCGCUAUAUACGACUUUAUAUCAAAGGAGCCAGGUGACCUCUCGUUCAAGAAAGGGGAGACGAUACUAUUGCAGAAGAAAUUGGACGCGUUCUGGUAUCAGGGCGAAUCAUCAGGCAGGACGGGAAUGUUUCCUAUCACUUAUGUCCAGGUUGUAAUACCACUACCCGUUCCUACAGCGCUAUGUAAAGCGUUGUACGACUUCCGCAUGUCUGCACCUGACGAGGAGGGUUGUCUUGCUUUUGACAAAGGUGCAAUAAUAACGGUGCAUCGUCGCGUCGACGAGAACUGGGCCGAGGGCAAGUUGGAGCAGCGCGUCGGAAUAUUCCCUAUAGCAUUUGUAGAACUCAACCAGCCGGCCAGGCAACUCAUGAACAGCACGCCAUUGAAUCGUCCCGUACCGCCGCUGCCGGAGCACACUAGAGCUGGCCACUCGGACCACCGACAUCAUACGCAGCAUUCACAUCGCUACCAGCAAAUGUCAAUGUCUACUCCAUUAACUGCACAAGGAAAUUACCAGAAUAUGGCGACUAUGAGCCAAUCACAUCCAAACUAUGGGCAGCCUUUACCAUCACAAAUCCUAAUUCCUCAGCCCGUGAACCAGCAAAUAACCGUCUCCCAUGGAGGACUGGUUACAACAACAGCGGUACCGAGAAAUAUAGUUGAGCCUACUCAAACUAAACACACGUUAGACCUAAUCCAUUUUAAUAAUAUGCAUAUAAAAAACCAAGGUACGAUGGGCCUACAAAGCGUAUCACGAAUACCGGAGAGUUACGACAGAUUGAGAGUCAAAUACGACAGUUACAAUGCCACUCCGGUGCCCAAAAUGGAGACGACGUAUCAAAAUGUUCGGACACAUGAACACUUUCCAGUCUCGGUGGCUAACUUCAAUGCCAAUAACCUCAGUUCGGACUCGAGUUCCAGCAUGAACACGCCUUCACUCGGGGUCAGUUCGACCACCACUCCUAAUACCAGUUCGUGUGAAAGCGCCGAACCCAGUCUGCCGAGUUCGCCCGAUAACAACACCGAACCUAACCCCACAGUGGUAGCUUCCAACCAAGAAGAAACAAACGAGCAAGAAUCACUGAACACUUCAAUGGGAGUGCUCAGCUUGAAUGAGAGCUCUACCGCUACUAAUACAUCACUUAAUGUCAGUUUACCAUCAGAGAGUCCUAAAUUGAAUGUUUCUGCUGCGAGUAGUUCAUCGCAAAAUCAAGGCGAGAGUCAAGAGAUUGCAAUCAAUAAUGAGCCGUCAAGACUUGAUACGCCUUCGUCGUCGAAGAACGUUUUACGGUCGAGCGGUCCGGAUUCGUUGUUAACGUUUGGAUUAGGACUUCAGGCAGCGCUGUCGCCGUCACACGCAAAAGACGGGGGUUAUAUGGUGCCGAGGAGUCACAGGGAUCAUCAUCACAAUAGAGAUAAGAGGCACAGUCUGACUCCGUCCUCACAUUUACAGGGAAAUCACACUCAAAAUCGGCACUCAGCCGAAAUCCUAGCCACUAGUUUACUAGACCACGCACCGGAGCGAGAACGAUCCAGGCCAGAGAGAGAACGAGACAAGCCUGAACGGGAUCGAGACAGGCCUGAGAGGGAACGAGACAGGCCUGAGAGAGAUCGAGAUAGACCUGAGAGAGAGCGGGAGAGACGACGGCGCCGCUCUCGUAGCGACGAGCGGCCGUUGCCGGCUCCAUACAUCGCUCUCUAUCCUUACAAACCACAAAAAUCGGACGAGCUCGAGUUGAAGAAAGGAGCCGUGUACAUGGUGACGGAGCGAUGCCGCGACGGCUGGUACAAGGGCACGUCGGAGAGGUCGCAGCGCGGGGGCGUGUUCCCCGGGAACUACGUCGCCCCCGCGCCCCUCCCCGCCGCCGCCGCCGCCCCCACCCCCACCCCCACCCCCGCGCCCUCUGCCGCGCCCACCGCCGCCACGCACUCCACCCGCACCAAGCACGAUAAGAGCGGAGUAGGGUCCGCGGGGAGCAAGCAGUCGCCGGCCGGGCCCCCGCCCGCCGCGCCGCCCCGCGCCCCCAGCCCCCUCACGCUCGGCCAGUCCCUACACGCGCAACCACUAACGUAUCAGUGGAGUCCGCAGUCUCAGCAACAACAAAUCACUCCUAGAUCUGAAAAGUCAAAAGAAAAAUCAAAAGCAGAAAAGUCAUCUAUAUCCACCGGCGUUAGUCUAAUGAAGCGAUUGGCUGCUAUGAAGAAGUGUAAAUCUCCCCCACCAGUCGGUUACAGCAUGGAUAAUCCUGUGUUUGAAGACGGGCCGGGCACUUCGCUCAUGCUCAACUUGGCUGCGCAGCAUCACCCUGUACAUGUCAGGUCGGGCUCGUGCCCGUCGCAGCUGCUGCGCGCGCUGCCGGCCAGCGAGCGGCUGCGGCACAAGGAGAGGCCCGCGCUGGCCGCCGUCCUCCACGACCAUCACCACCAUCUACGUGCGAGCGAUGGUCCAUGGCAGUCGCAACAUCGCAAGUCGCAAUCACUCGACGUGACGGCGACGCGACGUGACCGUGAGCGUGACCGUCAUCACUCGCAGCUAGUGAAAGAGAGAUUUCGGUGCAUCGUUCCCUACCCACCAAACUCGGAAUACGAACUCGAAUUAAAAGUGGACGAUAUCGUGAUAGUAUCGAAGAAGCGUGGCGAUGGCUGGUACAAGGGCACGCUUCAAAGAACUGGCCGCACCGGACUCUUUCCGGCCUCUUUUGUACAGAGUUGCCCGCAGGAAUGACAAAGGCCCACUCCCUCCAGGUUUGGGACUCUGUUCUAGCGCCGAUUAAUGAUCCUAAACGUACGGGGGACAAUUAUGCAAUUGUUAUACGCUCAAUUUUUCUCAAAGCAAUAAACCCCUUUUUGUUUGUAACCUUUCAGAUAACCUAUCUGACAUGAAUAAUAUUUAAAAAAAAAAUCAAUUUUAUUUUUAACAAUGACGAUUUUCAAAGUUAGAAACUUGAAACUUAUCUUUAAGA